AUGCCUCAUGGAGACGUAACUGGUCGAGGCGGGGCGUCAGGGAAUACACUGAGGCUCUCCCCGGCAGACGAGGAGCGGUUCACUGAGUUGGCUAAAGACCCUGAAAUUAAGGAGAAAAUAUUCGCGUCGGUGGCCCCUGCAAUCAGAGGCAGUGUUAAGGACUGUAUCAGCGACUUGAAGAUCGCUAUUGCUUGCUUGUUGUUUGGGGGCGCACAGAAGACCCUUCAAGAUGGUACUCGAUUGAGAGGAGAUAUUAAUGUGCUCAUGCUCGGUGAUCCUGGUACGGCGAAGUCGCAGUUCCUGAAGUUCACAGAACAAGUCGCCCCGAUAGCUGUAUACACGAGUGGGAAGGGCUCGAGUGCUGCUGGUCUCACUGCGGCUAUCAUACGAGACGCUGAUGGGCGCUUUGCCCUAGAGGGCGGCGCUAUGGUAGCAGCGGAAGGCGUUUGCUCUGGGGAGGUGGUUGUAGGUCCUUGCUGA
Perkinsus marinus ATCC 50983 is the source of this 480-nucleotide messenger RNA. RefSeq names its product dna replication licensing factor mcm5, putative. Gene Ontology annotation, molecular function: single-stranded DNA helicase activity; ATP binding; single-stranded DNA binding. The record is from RefSeq and is a predicted model, not a curated record. Gene Ontology annotation, cellular component: MCM complex; nucleus. NCBI's taxonomy places the organism in Eukaryota, Perkinsozoa, Perkinsida, Perkinsidae. The transcript is spliced from 5 exons. Gene Ontology annotation, biological process: DNA replication initiation; double-strand break repair via break-induced replication. Bases 1 to 480 code for a protein of 159 amino acids.